Messenger RNA from Priapulus caudatus, 499 nucleotides. RefSeq names its product death-associated protein kinase dapk-1-like. The record is from RefSeq and is a predicted model, not a curated record. Gene Ontology annotation, molecular function: protein binding. Bases 140 to 499 code for a protein of 119 amino acids. The transcript has 3 exons. NCBI's taxonomy places the organism in Eukaryota, Metazoa, Priapulida, Priapulimorpha, Priapulimorphida, Priapulidae.
CUCUGCAACGCCGGAUGUCGGCUGGACAUCAAGAACCGCGAACAGGAAACGCCGCUGCACUGCGCGGCCGCCCGCGGGCACGUCGACAGCGUGCGCACCCUGGUGGCGAGUAAAGCGCAGUUGGACGCGCGCGACAAAGAUGGAUGCACGGCGCUACAUCUCGCGUGCAGACGACAUCAGGAUACCCGUGGCACUCCUCCUGCUCCACUCCGGCUGUCGGGCUAGACUCGCGGACAGCUGGGGGGAGGGGGCGGUGCACAUCGCCGCGCGCGAGGGCCUCCUGCCCGUCGCUCAGACGCUUUGCGCGUUCGGCUGCUGCGUCGACGUCAACAACAAGCAGGGGGCGACACCGCUGCACCUCGCCGCAAAGUUCGGACACACGGAGGUCGUGCGCUGCCUCUGCCUCGCGGCUGCGCCAUCGACUUCAGUAUCAUGUGUAUCGAUCGGUGCUGUCAUAGGCGUCGCCAGUGUGGUGAUCGUCAUCGCGGUGCUGUCAUAG